UGGGCGGGGAAGGGAGCGGUAGAUCUUGAAACCCACACCACCCCCCCAACUGCGUAUAUAAAGCCCCAUUCCCCCGCUCUCCUCGCUCUUCAUUCCCCAUCACUCCCCCAUCUCUCGAUCUCACUCGCCGAUCCGUGAAGCCGAAUCUGUUUCAGGAGGUCGCUAAUCUUUCAAGAAAGAUGGUGAAGAUCUGUUGCAUUGGUGCUGGAUAUGUCGGCGGGCCAACUAUGGCUGUGAUUGCACUCAAGUGCCCAUCAAUUGAGGUUGCUGUCGUUGAUAUUUCUGUAACCCGAAUCAAUGCCUGGAAUAGCGACCAGCUUCCCAUCUACGAACCGGGUCUUGAUGAUGUGGUGAAGGAGUGCCGAGGAAGGAACCUCUUCUUCAGCACUGAUGUAGAGAAACAUGUGCAAGAGGCAGACAUCGUGUUCGUCUCAGUCAACACCCCAACCAAGACCCAGGGUCUUGGAGCAGGCAAAGCUGCUGACUUGACGUACUGGGAGAGCGCAGCUCGCAUGAUUGCUGAUGUCUCAAAGUCCGACAAGAUUGUUGUUGAGAAGUCCACUGUCCCCGUGAAGACAGCCGAGGCCAUUGAGAAGAUCCUCACCCACAACAGCAAGGGAAUCAAGUAUCAGAUUCUUUCGAACCCAGAGUUCCUUGCCGAGGGGACAGCAAUCCAAGAUCUCUUCAACCCGGACCGCGUCCUCAUCGGAGGAAGGGAAACUCCUGAAGGCCAGAAGGCAGUCAAAGCUUUGAAGGAUGUCUAUGCUCACUGGGUACCAGAAGACCGCAUCCUGACCACCAAUCUAUGGUCAGCAGAGCUCUCCAAGUUGGCUGCCAAUGCCUUCUUGGCUCAGAGGAUUUCAUCGGUGAAUGCCAUGUCAGCUCUCUGCGAGGCCACAGGUGCAGAUGUGACUCAGGUCUCAUAUUCUGUUGGCAAGGACUCGAGGAUCGGGCCCAAGUUCCUGAAUGCCAGUGUUGGCUUCGGAGGAUCCUGCUUCCAGAAGGAUAUCUUGAACCUCGUCUACAUCUGCGAGUGCAAUGGCCUCCCUGAGGUGGCGGAGUACUGGAAACAAGUCAUAAAGAUCAAUGAUUACCAGAAGAGCCGGUUCGUUAACCGCCUGGUCUCCUCCAUGUUCAACACCGUCUCCAACAAGAAGAUUGCGAUCCUUGGGUUCGCCUUCAAGAAGGACACUGGUGACACCCGAGAGACUCCUGCCAUCGAUGUGUGCCAGGGGCUGCUAGGAGACAAGGCAAGGCUGAGCAUCUACGACCCGCAGGUCACGCAGGAUCAGAUCCAGAGGGACCUGACAAUGAACAAGUUCGACUGGGACCACCCAGCCCACCUCCAGCCCAUGUCCCCAACCACCGUGAAGCAGGUUUCUGUUGUCUGGGAUGCGUAUGAGGCGACAAAGGACGCCCAUGGAAUCUGCAUCCUCACGGAAUGGGACGAGUUCAGGUCCCUCGACUUCCAGAGGAUCUACGACAACAUGCAGAAGCCCGCCUUUGUCUUCGACGGGCGCAACGUUGUCAAUGUCGAGAAGCUUCGGGAGAUCGGGUUCAUUGUCUACUCGAUCGGUAAGCCGAUCGACGCAUGGCUCAAGGACAUGCCCGCUGUCGCCUAAAAUAUUGUUCGCUGAAGAACGAAUCAGAUAUUCCAGAGGCAGCCAUUUUCUAUUCUCUCUUUUUAACUGUUAUCUUUUUUCCCCUUUGAUGGGCCCGUAUCACACCUUUGCCAUAGUAGCAAGGGUAAUGGUAUUACAUUAUCGGCUUACAUUGUAUUCAAACGAUUUUUGUCGCACCGCGUGUUAGAAAACUCCGAUUCAUUAUUUCUUUCGCCCAUUUGAAUCUACUCUGUAACUGCUUAGACCUAUAUAUUAGAAAAUAAAGUCUCCCAUUUACAUUUAC
Molecule: messenger RNA, 1905 nt
Organism: Punica granatum (pomegranate)
Lineage: Eukaryota; Viridiplantae; Streptophyta; Magnoliopsida; Myrtales; Lythraceae
Source: RefSeq, a predicted model, not a curated record